Molecule: messenger RNA, 1279 nt
Organism: Galdieria sulphuraria
Lineage: Eukaryota; Rhodophyta; Bangiophyceae; Galdieriales; Galdieriaceae
Product: bile acid:Na+ symporter, BASS family
Exons: 2
Coding region: 27-1247 (406 amino acids)
Cellular component (GO): membrane
Source: RefSeq, a predicted model, not a curated record
UUCUUCAUCGGAUGAAAACUGAUUUCAUGAGAGAUUUGACUGCCUUCCCGCGCCAUGUUCUCGGCUUUACAUUUCAAGUUUCUAUUCAAAGAAAGUUGUGGACUACAACGCAAUCUUCAUUCAAAGGUACUCAUCGACUGAAUCGAAUCUCAAACACUAUUAUUCCCAGACGACUCAACUUUUUGGUGGGAUCCCCAGUUGAAACAAAUUGCGGAGUUCACUAUUUUUCAUUCUUGGAGUUUUUUAUGUCCAGUGAAGGUUCACAAAAGAAAGAUAAACGUCCGUUUUUUGCAGCAUCCUUUCAACUUUAUAAACAACUGACAAACCGGGCAACAUUAUUAUAUCCGAUAUGGACCUUGACUGCCUCUCUUCUGGCUCUAUUUCGACCAAGUCUUUUUAAUAGGAUUAGCUCACAAAGCAUUUCUUGGGCGCUCUCUGUCUUAAUGUUUUCUGUUGGUUCUACACUGUCUUUGAAAGACUUUGUUCCGGUGUUGAAAAGUCCACUCCCAGUACUACUAGGUUUCAUCGGUUGUUAUAUUUUGAUGCCAUUUCUUUCUGUUUUUAUUUCUCGUUUCUGUGGUUUUCAUUACGAAUAUUAUGCUGGUAUGAUUCUCUUGGGUUGUGUAUCAGGAGGACAGGCGAGUAAUCUUUCGACAUAUAUUGCCAAGGGAGAUGUUGCACUGAGUGUAGCCAUGACAACAAUUUCCACUUUAGCAUCAGUUUUCAUGCUGCCAACUCUUUCUAAGCUGUUUCUUGGAACAGUUAUUCCCAUCAGUGUGGUAGAGUUAUCCAAGUCUACUGCUGAAGUUGUACUUGCUCCAAUAUUACUAGGAAUGUUUCUCCAUUCGUGUUUCCCAAAGCUAAUGUAUGUAUUGGAGCCUGCACUUCCUCUCGUUGGUGUUGUCGCUACAAUGUAUUGUGUAGUCGGUGCCCUUUCAAAGGUGCAGAAUUUGAUAUUGAAUAGCGCAGGGGUCUUGUUUUUGCCUGUUAUGUUGCUGCAUUUUGUGGGAGGAAUUGCUGGCUAUUACAUACCUAAAUGUUUGGGUUUGAACGAGAAAGUAUGUCGCACGCUUUCCAUUGAAACCUGUUUCAAGUCACCAGCAUUAUCUUAUGUGUUGGCUAUAAAACAUUUCAGUGCUUUUGGUGUGAGAAUGCCAUCAGCAGUUUCAAUUCUAGUCUUGGCACCAUUAGCUGCAUUUUAUUCAGUUAUUUUGCGUUUUUUAUCUGUGAAGAUUGAAGAUAAUUGAAAGUUGCUUUCUAUAAAUGUAUUUACUCUUGG